This is a messenger RNA of Malaya genurostris, 612 nucleotides long. Its product is annotated as zinc finger protein 512B-like. The transcript has 2 exons. Bases 68 to 574 code for a protein of 168 amino acids. NCBI's taxonomy places the organism in Eukaryota, Metazoa, Arthropoda, Insecta, Diptera, Culicidae. The record is from RefSeq and is a predicted model, not a curated record.
GUCAUCAUUCGCUUUUGAUCAUCACAACGUUUUAGUCCGGUUCAGUUCAAUCGUGGGAGCACUCAACAUGAAGGCGUUCGUAGUAUUGUCGAUGGUUCUAGCCAUUGUCUCCUGCACGGUAGUCGACGAUUCUUCCAAGAAAGAAAAACGUGGUCUCUGGGAGCUGAGUAACGAUCAUGACGACCUCGGAUACGAUCACAAAACCAUCACCAAAACUAUCACCAAGAACGUGCCCGUUCCAUACCCGGUUGAAGUUGAGAAGCACGUUCCGGUUCCGGUGAAGGUUCCAUAUCCAGUCACCGUCGAAAAGAAGGUUCCAGUGGUCGUGGAAAAGAAGGUUCCAAUCUACGUAGAGAAGAAGGUUCCCGUACACGUCGAUCGUCCAGUUCCAUAUCCAGUAGAAGUCACGGUCCCAGUCGUCCAGAAGGAAUACGUCGAAGUGCCGAAACCGUACGCAGUUCAUGUUGAGAAACCCUACCCAGUGUACGUCAAAAAGCCGGUGUACAUUGAAAAACCUGUUCCAGUGACUGUGCACAUCAAGGAACACAAAAAACACUUCUUCGGUUUAUUUUAGUAGAAUACUGUAAGCGAAGUACCUUUAAGAGUUAACUA